Molecule: messenger RNA, 1130 nt
Organism: Rhododendron vialii
Lineage: Eukaryota; Viridiplantae; Streptophyta; Magnoliopsida; Ericales; Ericaceae
Product: protein LSD1
Exons: 7
Coding region: 305-823 (172 amino acids)
Source: RefSeq, a predicted model, not a curated record
UUGCAAAAACAGUUGGAAACGCCACAAGAGAAGAGAGAAAAGGUGAGGUUUCCGACUCGCAUAUUCAACAACACGCUAAAAAGCAAAGAAUUUCAAAUCUUCAACGCGAAGAAUAUAUAUACACACACACAUCUCUCUCUCUCUCUCUCUCUAAAUAUAUAUUUUUUAGUCACCCAAAUCCAGAUCCAAUUCCUUUUACCCCGAUUCUUUCUUUUGGGAAAUCCGAUCGAAAAUCCGUUGAGAGGCCUUUUCAAUUUCGCAUCAAACUGGUCCACGCCCUGCCGGCUCGGAUUGGAAUUGUGAUAUGCAGAGCCAGCUAGUGUGCAGUGGGUGUAGGACCGUUCUUCUUUAUCCUAGAGGAGCUACAAAUGUAUGUUGUGCAUUAUGCAAUGCAAUCACCUCAGUUCCACCUCCUGGGAUGGAAAUGGCUCAGCUGAUAUGUGGAGGUUGCCGUACAUUACUUAUGUAUACACGUGGGGCUGCAAGUGUGAGAUGCUCCUGCUGUCAAACGGUGAACCUUGCGCCAGCGUCUAAUCAGCUCGCUCAUGUCAACUGUGGAAAUUGCCGGACCACACUGAUGUACCCAUAUGGAGCUCCUUCAGUAAAAUGUGCCAUUUGCCACUACAUAACAAAUGUUAAUGUGGGCAGUGCAAGGGUCCCCAUUCCCACGAACAGACCAAAUGGGACUACUAUGCCCUCCACUUCAACAGCAAUGCCUCAUUCUCAGAGCCAAACUGUUGUUGUUGAGAAUCCUAUGUCCGUCAAUGAAAGUGGCAAGUUGGUGAGCAAUGUUGUUGUUGGAGUCACGACUGAGAAGAAGUGAUCCGACCAAAUUUGGCAAUUUAUUGUGGAAUAGUAAUUAGUGGCUAUUAUACAAAAUCAUGGUUUCCUACAGCUUUGAGGAUGGAUGUGGAGAUGUUUUGUGAAUAUGGAAUUGGCUAUUAUCGAUGCCACAAAUUUGCUUUAUCAAAAUUUCAAGAAAUUGAAGUGUUUGACUUUGUAUUGAGACGGUAGUAAAACUAGAAAAGAAGAUAUGUUUAUUGUUUGGGAAGCCAUAUUGAAUAAUUGACAUUUCUGGCUGUGGUCCAAAAAUCGUGGGUAUAAAAACGAACAGAGCUGUUUAUGUUGCA